Messenger RNA from Paramecium sonneborni, 757 nucleotides. The record is from the annotation of a GenBank genome assembly. NCBI's taxonomy places the organism in Eukaryota, Ciliophora, Oligohymenophorea, Peniculida, Parameciidae.
AUGUUAAAGAAAAGAUUUCUAUUCAUAUUUGAUUUUGACAAUACUAUCAUUAAUGAAAAUGCAGAUACUUACAUUUGGAAAUUGCUCCCAGAAGGUUAGAAAGGUUUACCUCCUCAAUUCGAAAAAGAAUAGGAUUGGAACAAAUUUAUGAGAAAAGUCUUACAAUUUUAUUAUCACAAUGAUAUUAGUGUUUAACAGAUCAAAAAUUGCUUAUAAGAAAUGGAAUUAACUUUAGGUUUUUAGGAGUUAUUUAAUUUCAUCAGGUAUAUUUUAUUUACUAUUUUAUUUCAGAAAAAAUAAGGAACAUAUUGAAUGUAUAAUAGCAAGCGAUGCAAAUACUUUUUUUAUUAAUUCAAUAUUAGAAAAACAAGGACUUAAAGAUUUAAUAGACAAUAUUUAUACUAAUCCAGCAUAAAUUAUCGAUGAUUAAGAAAUAUCUAUUUUUCCAUAUCAUAAAAAUGAAUGUGAAUCCACAUGUCCAAGAAAUAUGUGCAAAAGAACUAUUAUUUUAGAAAACUAUUAAUUGAAUAAUUAUCAAAAAGUAUGCUAUUUUGGAGAUGGCAAAAAUGAUUAUUGUCCAGGCACAUUAUUGAGAAAUGAAGAUAUAAUCUUUGUUAGGAAAGGUUAUGACUUAGAAAAAUAAAUUCUAAAGAAAGACUUAGAAUGUGAGAAGGUUUAUUUUGAAUCUGGAAUAGAUUGUAUCAACAGAUUGAAGAAUCUAUUUAUAUGAUUUCAUUAAAAUCUAUUUAAAUUGGUC